CUUGGCUGUGAAAGGCUGUCUCGGAGGUUGCCUGUGUGGAAAUAACCCGCAUUAAAUGUGGUUCGUUUAGCUUGUACUAGCUUGGCCAUGUAAACAGACAAUAAAGUGUGUCUUUCUUUGAACAAUUCUGGUAAUAUCUGACGCGGGACAAGUCGCACAGCUAUUUGCUGUGUGCUGUUAAACUUUAACAUGGCGUGAAAAAGUCAGAGUGGACUCUGGGUUAUUUCAACCAAUGUUUUUCUCAAUUUUGGGAUCAUCUGUAAAGAGUAUUGCCUCACUGCCUGUUUGGACUCUGAAACUGCACAACAGGAUGUCCAACUGCGGCCGGCCACUAGCUGCAGUGUGUCAGCUGAACUCCACUCCAGACAAGAAGGCCAACCUAUGUGCUGCCAAAGAGCUGCUGGAAGAGGCGGCGCAGCGAGGCGCCAGCGUUGCGUUCCUACCCGAGGCCUUCGACUACAUUGGCUCUUGUCAGGAGGAGACCCUGGCGCUGUCGGAGAGCCUUGAAGGGCACACAAUGACGCAGUACUGUCAGAUGGCCAGGAAAUUGAACAUCUGGUUGUCUCUGGGGGGCUUCCAUGAGCGAGGACCAGCCUGGGAUGUUGAUCAGCGAACAUACAACAGCCAUGUCGUUAUCAACAACAAAGGUCAGAUUGUUUCCAUAUACAGAAAGUCUCACCUGUUCGAUGUGGAGCUUCCUGAAAAGGGCGUCUCGAUGAAAGAAAGUGCUUUCACUAUCCCAGGACCUACGCUGGUGUCUCCGGUCCAAACUCCUGUUGGAAAGGUUGGUUUGGGAGUCUGCUAUGAUUUAAGAUUCCCUGAGCUCUCACUGGCGUUGCAAAAGAAUGGCGCUGAGAUACUGACGUUCCCAUCAGCCUUCACUGAGUUCACAGGACCUGCUCACUGGGAGGUACUGCUACGCGCGAGAGCCAUCGAGAACCAGUGCUACGUCCUGGCGGCGGCGCAGGUUGGCCGGCACCAUGACAGCCGCUCGUCCUACGGCCACACCCUGGCUGUGGAUCCCUGGGGCGUGGUGAUGGGUGACUGUGGAGGGGAGAAAGCAGGGAUGCUGCUGGUAGAGGUGGAUCUGGACAAGAUGAGCAGCAUCCGUACAAAUAUGCCACUCCAAAAGCACCGCAGAGACGAGAACUUUUACACCAAAUUUUCUGAUGACUGAUGAAAUUAUAGAGCCUCAUGACUUUGGGUAAUAAAGAGUAGGAACAUAA
This is a messenger RNA of Nerophis ophidion (straightnose pipefish), 1226 nucleotides long. It is a transcript of the gene nit1, whose product is annotated as nitrilase 1. The transcript is spliced from 6 exons. Gene Ontology annotation, molecular function: hydrolase activity, acting on carbon-nitrogen (but not peptide) bonds, in linear amides. The record is from RefSeq and is a predicted model, not a curated record. Bases 233 to 1177 code for a protein of 314 amino acids. Lineage: Eukaryota; Metazoa; Chordata; Actinopteri; Syngnathiformes; Syngnathidae.